[Torrubiella] hemipterigena is the source of this 3885-nucleotide messenger RNA. NCBI's taxonomy places the organism in Eukaryota, Fungi, Ascomycota, Sordariomycetes, Hypocreales, Clavicipitaceae. The record is from the annotation of a GenBank genome assembly.
AAGGCUUAUAACAAGAACUAUUAAACUCCUGUUUACUCUAUCUAGAGACUAGUUACUAAUAAAUAGCUAUACUGCUUCGGCUGUGGAACCCCGACAAUGUCCGGUGCAGAAGUGCUUGGUAUUAUUUCUGCUGUGAUUUCCAUCAUCGAUGCUACGAUCCAGCUGAGCAGUGCUAUUAAAGACGAAGCUGGUCUACCAUCCAACUUCAAGACGGUAGCAGCAAAAUUGCCUCUGAUUGCAAAGCUUCUCGAUAAUGCAGAGCGAUAUGUUGAAGAGGAAGCAAACGACGAUCUUACAUCAACUUUCAUACUUGUCUUAAGAGACUGUGAAGAGAAAGCUGCAAAAUUACAGCUAUUGUUUAAAAAGGUUGUCCCGGCCAACGGUGACUCGAGGGCCGACCGGUAUAUCAAAGCUGCUCGAACCAUCGGCAAGGGUGGUCGCGUGGAGACCCUAAUUAAAGAAAUUCUUGAUGGUCUACAGCUUCUUACGAUCAUAUUCCCGAUGGUUACAUCUCGAAGAGGACUGGAAAAUUUGACAAAAGCGAUUGAGGAAGUAGGCGAGAUGGAGCCAUCCCUACCUGACGGAUUUGAAGACGCAGCGACGUAUGCACACUACGGCAGCGGUGCCCAGAACGUCAAUACUGGAGUUGGGAGCCAAUAUAACAACAAUAGUACAGGAAAUCAGAAUAAUGGUCCUGGUAAUCAGUACAUUGGCACCAAUCACAUCGACUCAUCCAUCCAUAAUCACUAUCUAACCCAAGAGCAGCCAGAGAUACCGCCGAAUCCCUCGAUGCGAAUUUCCUUCCGUCGUGAUGUUGAUUUUGUGGAGCGCGAGAUAUUUGACCAAGUCGAUCGCAGCUGUAGCAGGCCAGGUUCGUGGACUGCGCUCUUUGGUCUAGGCGGUGUUGGAAAAUCGCAAAUCGCCAUUGAAUAUGCCUAUCGCGUCCGAGAGCGAUCAUCUGAUACGUGGGUCUUUUGGAUCCAUGCAAGCAAUAAAGCACGGUUCGAAGAAGGUUUCCGAGAUAUUGCAACAUGCAUAAAGCUUCCUGGGCGGCAAGAUCCAAAAGCGAAUAUAUUUCAACUGGUACACGACUGGCUUCAAGACGAAAGAAAAGGGCCUUGGGUUGUUAUUCUCGACAACGUAGACGACGCCCGUUUCUUGACUUUAUCAACCCCAGAAGCAACGGUACCCACAGCAAAAGGUACAUCUACCAGGCACCUGUUAUCAUACAUCCCAUACUGCCAACAUGGGUCCGUUCUUGUCACUUCGCGAAGUGAAGCCGCUGCAAUGGAGCUAGUUGAUCGCGAUGAUAUCAUCCCAGUCAACCCAAUGAAUAAGAAAGACGCAAUACAAUUAUUCCGGAAUAAGCUUGGCCAAGACGAUGAUGAUGCUUGCGUUAUAGAGCUUACUGCAGCGCUCGAAUAUAUGCCACUGGCUAUUGUUCAGGCAACGGCUUACAUUUCCCAGAAGCGUCCACGAUCCUCUGUUCGGGAGUAUAUCGAUGAGUUUCGCAAAAGCGACAAUAGUAAAGCUAAGCUUCUUAGUCAUAGAGUGGAAGGGCUUCGCCGAGACGAAAAGGCUCAGAACUCCAUUUUCAUCACAUGGCAAAUAUCAUUUGACUACAUUCGCGACGUCAGACCGUCCGCAGCGGACCUACUGUCGCUUAUCAGCUUCUGUGAUCGCCAGGGCAUCCCGGAAGUUUUGAUGCGAGGAAAAUACGGUCGCGUUACCAUAGAUAAUGCACAUAAUCCACGUCACGCGGUGAGUGGGUUAACCAUUAGGGAUGGAAGCGACGAUGAUGCUGACGAUGGCAAGAGUAUUGGAAGCAAUGGCGAUAGUGACUGGACAUAUGAAAACUCCAACUGUAGUGACAAUGAUGAGUUUGAAAACGACAUCACAGCACUACGGAAUUUUUCCUUUAUUGUAGCCAAUAAAGACGGGACCACAUUUGAAAUGCAUAGACUAGUGCAGCUCGCCAUAUUUGCGUGGCUCAAGGCACACAAUAUCUAUGAACAGUGGAAUUAUCAGUUUCUUCAAAACCUUGCUGCAGAGAUGCCAGGCGGAAACUUUGAGAAUUGGGCGAAAUGUCAGCUGCUUUUCCCACAUGCACAGCAAGUGUCAACACAGCGCCCGGACGGGAAGGAGGCUAUGGAAGAGUGGGCGACAAUCUUGCAUAGAGCGGGCUGGUAUGCCCUUGAAAAGGGGUAUGGAGUAGAAGCCGAGAAGCUUUCUACCUGGGCUCUGAAAGCGAUGAAGAAAAUAUUUGAUAAAGACGAUGAGAAAGUGACUUCGUCGAAAGCAUUAGUAGCGUCAACAUAUAGCAAGCAAGGGCGGUGGGAAGAAGCAGAGAAGCUUCAGGUGCAAGUGAUGGAGGCUCGAAAGCAGAAGCUUGGACCAGACCAUCCAGACACGCUGACUAGCAUCGCGAAUCUGGCAUCGGCAUAUUGGAACCAAGGGCGGUGGGAAGAGGCAGAGACGCUCCAGGUGCAAGUGAUGGAGGCUUGCAAGCAGAAGCUUGGACCAGACCAUCCAGACACGCUGACCAGCAUCGCAAAUCUGGCAUCGACAUAUACCAGGCAAGGGCGGUGGGAAGAGGCAGAGACGCUCCAGGUGCAAGUAAUGAAGGUGAGCAAGCAGAAGCUUGGAUCGGACCAUCCAGACACGCUGACCAGCAUCGCGAAUCUGGCAUGGACAUAUUGGAACCAAGGGCGGUGGGAAGAGGCAGAGACGCUCCAGGUGCAAGUGAUGGAGGCUCGAAAGCAGAAGCUUGGACCAGACCAUCCAGACACGCUGACCAGCAUCGCAAAUCUGGCAUCGACAUAUUGGAACCAAGGGCGGUGGGAAGAGGCAGAGACGCUUGAGGUGCAAGUGAUGGAGGCUCGAAAGCAGAAACUUGGACCGGACCAUCCAGACACGCUGACCAGCAUCGCAAAUCUGGCAUCGACAUAUUGGAACCAAGGGCGGUGGGAAGAGGCAGAGACGCUUGAGGUGCAAGUGAUGGAGGCUCGAAAGCAGAAACUUGGACCGGACCAUCCAGACACGCUGACCAGCAUCGCAAAUCUGGCAUCGACAUAUUGGAACCAAGGGCGGUGGGAAGAGGCAGAGACGCUUGAGGUGCAAGUGAUGGAGGCUCGAAAGCAGAAACUUGGACCGGACCAUCCAGACACGCUGACCAGCAUCGCAAAUCUGGCAUCGACAUAUUGGAACCAAGGGCGGUGGGAAGAGGCAGAGACGCUUGAGGUGCAAGUGAUGGAGGCUCGAAAGCAGAAACUUGGACCGGACCAUCCAGACACGCUGACCAGCAUCGCAAAUCUGGCAUCGACAUAUUGGAACCAAGGGCGGUGGGAAGAGGCAGAGACGCUUGAGGUGCAAGUGAUGGAGGCUCGAAAGCAGAAACUUGGACCGGACCAUCCAGACACGCUGACCAGCAUCGCAAAUCUGGCAUCGACAUAUUGGAACCAAGGGCGGUGGGAAGAGGCAGAGACGCUUGAGGUGCAAGUGAUGGAGGCUCGAAAGCAGAAACUUGGACCGGACCAUCCAGACACGCUGACCAGCAUCGCAAAUCUGGCAUCGACAUAUUGGAACCAAGGGCGGUGGGAAGAGGCAGAGACGCUUGAGGUGCAAGUGAUGGAGGCUCGAAAGCAGAAACUUGGACCGGACCAUCCAGACACGCUGACCAGCAUCGCAAAUCUGGCAUCGACAUAUUGGAACCAAGGGCGGUGGGAAGAGGCAGAGACGCUUGAGGUGCAAGUGAUGGAGGCUCGAAAGCAGAAACUUGGACCGGACCAUCCAGACACGCUGACCAGCAUCGNCAUAUCCUUACGGAGUAUGUGUAACGUUAUUAUGCUUUUUAAUCGAAAGUUGUGCAAAUAUUUCUACGCAUGA